CGUUGAAUAGGCUAGUUUUUUGUUUUUCUUUUACAGGAAGUUGAAAAGAGAUGUCUGUCAAGAUGCCGGAGCCCAGUGGUUUAGUGGAUGGUAUGGGAAAGGUCCUCACACUGGAAGACCUUAUUGCGGCCAUUGACAGGCAUGAGAAGACGUCAAGCAAUGUCCCGAAGGUUGACACCUUCCAUUUCAGUGGAGGAAGGGUCUCAGAUUGGUUGGAUCUGGUGGAGCAAGCGUUAGUGGGGCUAUCAGAUCCAGUAAAGUUCCAGCGCAUCUUGAAGUAUGUGCUCCAUGGUCAUCAUCAAGAGGUAGAAAAUGUCAUAAAUGCAUCCAAUGGCAGUUGGGCAAGGUUUAGAGAUGGCAUGCAGCGCAAGUAUCGGUUGGGCGAUGGGUUGCUGACAACCGCGGACCUUGAAGCCAUGAAUAAGGAUGACUUCACUACGAUAGGGGCGUUUGUGCAAGAGUUCAAGAAAAGGGCGAGGAAAGCUCAUGGAAUCUCAGAAGAGCCGCAAUGUGUCAUCUUUCUAAGACUGCUUACCGCAUCAGAGGCCUCAGAAUUGACGAGCCAUGGAGGGGGAAGUGGGAAGCUUACCUGGGCCACUAUUGAUAAGGGAGCAGAGGAUGGGAGCCUGGAACAGGUAGAACGACCUCAGAUGCGUUUGCAGAGGAGGAAGAGAAAGGAAAGGGACGCCACUGCAUCUAGAACCCCAGGUGUAAAAAGGAUUGUUACUUACGUGCUUGCGGAACUGGGCUAUGACAAGGAUACCGAGGUGUAGAAAAAGAUGGUGACCGUAGUCCAAAGUGGGGGAACAAAGGUAGGGGAAGGAG
Messenger RNA from Chara braunii, 825 nucleotides. The record is from the annotation of a GenBank genome assembly. Lineage: Eukaryota; Viridiplantae; Streptophyta; Charophyceae; Charales; Characeae.